Messenger RNA from Lampris incognitus (smalleye Pacific opah), 1750 nucleotides. RefSeq names its product DnaJ heat shock protein family (Hsp40) member B12a (gene dnajb12a). Gene Ontology annotation, cellular component: endoplasmic reticulum membrane. The transcript is spliced from 9 exons. Gene Ontology annotation, biological process: cellular response to misfolded protein. Lineage: Eukaryota; Metazoa; Chordata; Actinopteri; Lampriformes; Lampridae. Bases 3 to 1121 code for a protein of 372 amino acids. The record is from RefSeq and is a predicted model, not a curated record. Gene Ontology annotation, molecular function: Hsp70 protein binding.
CAAUGGACUCAAACAAGGACGAAGCCGAGCGCUGUAUUAAGAUUUCUCUAUAUGCACUCAGCAAUAACCAACCGGAAAAAGCCAGGAAAUUUCUAGAAAAGGCGCAGCGCUUGUUUCCGACAGAUCAGGCCAAAGAAUUGUUGGAAUCGUUAAGACAGAAUGGAAAACCUCCAGAUGAAAAUGACAGUCCUAUGAAUGGAGAUACACCCGGAAUGAGACAUCGCAGCCACGGAGAUGAGGCUCAUGUGUCAAGGGAGGGUGCCCCAGACACAGCCAACGCUAAACCAUACACGUCAGAGCAGCUGGAUGCUGUCAAAAAAAUCAAGAGCUGUAAAGAUUACUACCAAAUUCUUGGAGUUGAAAAAGAUGCAAAUGAAGAAGAUCUUAAAAAGGCCUAUAGGAAGCUGGCUCUCAAAUUCCAUCCAGAUAAAAACCAUGCACCAGGAGCCACAGAGGCAUUUAAAGCUAUUGGAAAUGCUUAUGCUGUGCUGAGUAACCCAGAGAAACGAAGACAGUAUGACCAGUAUGGAGAGGAAAGAUCACACCCAACCAGACACAGGCACCAACGUCAUGACUUUGAAGCAGACAUCUCGCCGGAGGACCUUUUCAACAUGUUCUUUGGUGGUGGAUUUCCAUCUAGUAAUGUGCAUGUUUACAGAAAUGGCAGAAUGCACUUUGGCCAACAGAAUAGACAGGAGAGAAGAGAACAGAGAGAUGGAGGUCUUGCUCUGUUUGUCCAGCUGAUGCCCAUUCUCAUCCUCAUUGUCGUAUCUGCUCUCAGCCAAAUGAUGGUGUCCCACCCCCCUUACAGCCUUAGCUACCGCCCGUCAGCUGGCCAUGUUCACAAAAGGCAUACAUCAGCCCUAAAGGUGCCUUUCUAUGUGGGAGACCGUUUCAAUGAAGAAUACUCUGGAAAUAAACUGAGAAAUGUUGAGAAAAGUGUGGAAGAAGACUACAUUUCCAACCUCCGAAACAACUGUUGGAAAGAGAAGCAACAAAAGGAAGGCUUACUUUACCGUGCUCGUUACUUUGGAGAUACUGACUUGUAUCAGCGCGCACAGAGAAUGGGGACUCCAAGCUGCUCCAGACUGUCUGAAAUUCAGGUUAUUCUACAUGGAUAGAAACUACUGAUGCACAUAAAGGUUCUUUGGUACUUGAAUCUAAAAAGAAGAAAUCCAUUGGGGCCCACUGAAAUUGGAGCAUAUUACUGCAGCAAAACCAAUAGAAUCAGACAUGCCUUACACAUGGUGGGCAACAGCUCGUCAGGGAGACUUCUGCAGCCUUCUGUAGAAUGGCUUCCUGUAGAACUGUUAGAAACUUGAACUGACUGGCUGACAUUUUCCUUCACUAGUGUCUUCAUGGUGGUGAAAACCAAGUGGUGUAACGUUUGAAUGUAAGAGCAUUAUUGUCUCCUUGAACGGUUAACAAAGCUGCUAAGAUUUAGCUUUCUCUAGCCCAAUCCUUUUGUUUUCCUAGACACUGAAAAAUCUUAUGGCCUUCUUGUAGACACAUCUGAGCCACUGAUGAUAAAGUGUAAUUUUUAUAGUUCAUACCAGUGUAAAUAAAAUACUUUUAACAGUGCAGGGUUUAAUGGAGUUGAGCUAAUAUCAUUUAUGAUAGAAUUUAAUGUUAUUCUGUGGAUUUGCUUGUAGCCUGUUGGAUUAUGAGUAUUGGAAAUUAUUGCACAAACAAAUUUGAACCCGUAUUUAUUAAAUUUAAUCCUAAAAUUGUAUAAAGUUUCUUUUAAUUA